AUGUUAGAUUACUAUAAGAAGACAAUCACAAAUGUACAAUUUAAUGUUAAAAAGCAUGGCCGCUGGCGGGGAACCCACGGAGAAGACAUCCAAAACAAAGCCGGCUUCACCAUUGAAGUCCUCGCAAUUCUCUGCAACGUAAAGUCUGGUUGUCCUAUAAAUACACGCUUUCUAACUACUAGUCCUCACACCCAAACAUUCAGAAUUCCUCCUUUCUGUAGUAUUAUUGAGAAAGAGAUGGAAUUUAAUGGAGCCUGUUUGAUGGCAAUUUUAGUGGUAUUCAGUAGCGUUGGCAUAAUCUACGCAUCUGAUCCUGAUAUUCUCACCGAUUUCGUUGUUCCGGCUGGGCAGAACGCACUUAAUUUGACUGGCAAUUUCUUCACUUUCACUGGAUUCCGAGAUGUGGGAAACAACAAUUUAACGGGCCAGACAGCAGUAAAAGUGACGAAGGCGGUGGCGGCAGAGUUUCCGGCGCUGAAUGGGUCUGCCGUGUCAAUGGCUGUGCUACAGUUCCCAGCGGGCGGACUGAACCCUCCUCACACUCACCCCCGCGCUUCUGAACUUCUGUAUCUUGUGGACGGAACUCUCCUUGUUGGAGUUGUGGACACCACGGGAAAGCUCUUCACACAGACCCUCAUUUCAGGGGAUUUAUUUGUGUUUCCGAAAGGACUGCUCCAUUACCAACUGAACACAGAUGCUGCCUUCGAGGCCUUGGCUGUUUCUGCCUUUGGGAGCGCCAAUGCAGGCACCGUGUCAGUCCCUUCUACUCUCUUCACAACCGGUAUCCCCGACGAUGUUCUGGCCAAAUCUUUCAAGACAAGCACACAAACUAUCGAGCUGCUCAAGGGUGGCCUUAAAAAUCCCUGA
Messenger RNA from Cryptomeria japonica (Japanese cedar), 867 nucleotides. Its product is annotated as germin-like protein 9-3. The record is from RefSeq and is a predicted model, not a curated record. The transcript has 2 exons. Gene Ontology annotation, cellular component: cell wall. Lineage: Eukaryota; Viridiplantae; Streptophyta; Pinopsida; Cupressales; Cupressaceae. Gene Ontology annotation, molecular function: manganese ion binding. The coding region runs from base 1 to 867 and encodes 288 amino acids.